UUGAGAGCAAGUGAGGGAGGAGGAAAAAAAACAAAAAACGAGAAGAUUUACCGUGUGGUACAUGUGCGGAAGUGCGGGGGACAGCGGAGAGCUACCGAUGGACGAGCUCUAGGAUCGCCACCCGAUGGAAACUAGCUUCGGUCCGCCGGAAAGAUCGAAGAUGAAGUGGCUACUAUCGUUGGCGUGCUUUUUACUACCGCACUUGUGUAUCUUCGGUGCACCCAAUUCUCACUUGGGCUGCGAGUUUCCGGCUCAAUGGAGGGGAAACUGGUUCCAAUCGGGCGAGAACACCCUGAUCGCGAUCAACGGCACGCGCCUCUCGCACAAGGGCGAAUGCGUCAAGAAGAACAACGACAUGUUCAUCAUUUACGACAAGAAUGGAAGGUGCAAUCGGUGCGUAGUGAUGUACGAGAGGCACCCCAACGUCAUCCAGUACAAAGAGACAAUAUGCAGAAGCGACGACUCCGCGGACCUGUGCAAUCAGCUCGACGGCGACGCGGCCCUGCUCUCCCUCUUUCGGUACAACGCGUCGCCCACCCCCUGCCCCUUCCCCGGGCCCCUCGAGUUCCUCUACAUGCGCAGCGACGACCACAAGGCGUGCACGGCCCCGCUGUCCCAGGCCGACGCCUGCACCCAGGACUCCAAGCUGUUUCUGCGCUACAUGGCCUGUGCCGACGUACCAGGCACCGAGAGCUACAACGUCGAGAUGGAGUGCCUGGCCACGUGGAAGGAGGGCAGCACGCAGUACUUGGUGGCGAGGCUCAACGGGACCGGAAUAGUGAACGACGAGGGUAGAUACCGGUGCUUCGCCUACGCAAAGUCGGGCAACACGUGGAACCUGGCCCAAAGCGGGGACGCGAGCUGCAGCGGCCUCCUCAGUCCCACCGAGGGCUCCAAGACCCUCAACAUGACUCAGAAAUCUGAAUCGUCCAAGUGUACGUAUCCCAGCUGGCUGGUCAAGCCGUACUCGUGGGUCGCCCUGGAUCUUAAAGCCUCGACGCGGCUGCUCGCCUCAUCUGUUAAUGUCACCAUACUCGAUCAACACGAGACGCUCUACGCCUGUCACUCCGUUGCGAGGAAUACCAAGGGUCAGUUGGAUUUGGAUCGAUUUCAGAUUGUCGCCCGAGCUACGAGGGGCUGCACAAAUGGUUUCGUCUGCAUGGUGUUCCACAAGAGGGACGACCACGUGAUCGAGAUGCAACAGUCCCAAAAGUGGACCCAACAGGACGUCGACGCGUGCGAGCACGGCACCUUCGAUCCCCUCUCCGUGCCCUACACGACCUUUAUCACCAUGGAACCCAUGACAAGGCAGUGCCCGCACCUGGGCCGUUACAACGUCGUCUUCGUGACGAACAAGCCCCCGGCAGGUGGCGAGCCGUCCGUCUGGUCGACGCGCGUCCACGAGCGCAUCCACGGGACCUACGAAAACGUCGCCGAAGUGAGAGCCGUCGCCGAACCGACGACUACGCCCCUUCCCGUGCGUUGCCACCACGCGAGCGUCGAGGGCCUCAACAUCGGCUGCACCAAGCCCGACCUCAUGGAAUUCGCCACCGAUUGCGCCGACAAGGCGCACUUCAAGAACUAA
Messenger RNA from Copidosoma floridanum, 1585 nucleotides. RefSeq lists its product as uncharacterized. The record is from RefSeq and is a predicted model, not a curated record. NCBI's taxonomy places the organism in Eukaryota, Metazoa, Arthropoda, Insecta, Hymenoptera, Encyrtidae. Gene Ontology annotation, biological process: autophagosome-lysosome fusion.